AUGCUCAAUAUUACAGAUGCAAUUCAAAGACAUAAUGAACAUAAAGAGGACUUUCGUUUAGUAAAACAAUAUGAACGGCGUCAAUUAAAAUUAGGUAAACGACUUGCUUAUUUACUUCGAUAUGGAGCAGAAAAAGAAGGUUGUCGAGUUGAUGAAGGUUGGAUUUUCUUACGAGAUCUUAUGAAAGUUUCACUUCUUCGUGAAUAUACAGAAAAUGAAGUACUUGGAGAAAUUCAAACAUCAUAUUCAUAUAGAAAGACACAAAGAUAUCAAUGGGAAAAACGUCCUGAUGGAGUUUAUGUUCGAGCAGCCUAUGGUCGAAGAUUUGAACGAAAUCCAUAUCAUGAACAAACUCAGAUACGUCGUUUAUUAGAUUUAACAUUAGAAUAUAUUUGUGAAAAUGUAGAACAAUUCGAUUUCGAAAAUUUUCCAGAUGAAUUUUUAAUAAAUGAAAUAAUUCAUCGUAUUAAAAGAAAUGGUAAAUUAACUAGUAAAAAAUUACAAAAUUUACUGUCCGAAACAAUGGAACAUUUAGAUCUUGAUGGAAUUUAUUUAACAGAAUCAGGUAUCAGAGCUGUUUAUACAAAAUGUCCAAAUUUAAAAGUAUUGUCGUUAAAAAGUUGUGGUUAUGUACUUAAUGAUCAUUAUAUGGAACAAAUUAUACGAAAAUGUCCAUUAAUUGAAUCUCUUGAUUUAUCAUAUUGUCGACAUUUAACUGAUCGAACUUUGAAUAAUUUAAUAAAAUAUUAUUCGAAAAAUCUACUUCAACUUAUACUUUCUGGUAAUCACAAUUAUACUGGUGAUGCUAUUGUACGUCUUGUAUCUGAAUGUGAACAAUUAAAACAACUCGAUAUAUGGGAUAAUCCGAAUUGUACAAAUGAUAUUCUGAAUAUUUUAAUUACUUUAGCUAAAUCACGCGGAAAUGAUCGAACAAUAACUAUUGUACAUAAAAAUCUUCAACAUCCUGUCGUUGCACCUGAUAAUCCUUGGGCAGUUGUUAAUGCUAAAACAAGAUAA
Molecule: messenger RNA, 1017 nt
Organism: Rotaria sordida
Lineage: Eukaryota; Metazoa; Rotifera; Eurotatoria; Philodinida; Philodinidae
Source: the annotation of a GenBank genome assembly